AUGCAGCUCCUGAUGAACCCCGAGUUUGAUUUAACGCUGCAUCCCUGCCUGCCAAGGACCAGCAGUCUAAAUGCUGCCGUUGCCAUCCCUGUCCCCACGGAGGGGCCACUUGCUACGGGCACAGUUUUUCCCUCCGCUGUGGAGAGCCAAGCGCCCCGUGCCCUGGUGCCGGGGACUGCAGAGAUGAGCACCGUGGUGCCUCUGCCGCCGGCCACCACGGCUGACGUCCCUGCCUCGCUGACGGAUGGCCUCCUCGGUGGAGGACCCACGAGCCCGGCCUUCGCCACCGGAGCAGAGCUGAGCGACAUGGCAACAGCAGCCACUGCAGCAAGCGAAUAUAGUCCCCGUUCAAUGGCAGGGAGUGAUGCUGAGGCCAGUCCAUCUCCUUCAGAGCCAGAAGAAACACAGGUGCCUGCCGGAGACCUCCAAGCUUUGACAAAUGCUACCAGCUCUGUUAACGUGUCUCAGGAAAAUGAUGCCGCAGCUGCAGAUGCUGCCUCGUUCUCCACACAUGAGCCCCUUUUCUCCCGUGGUGCAGAGCCCAAUAUCAUGGGAGCUACUCCUAGCACAUCCCUUGGUACUACCCUGGCCUCCCCACAAUUUGUGGACGUCAAGUGUCUCCUCUUCCCCGGCCACGGCAGCGCUCCCAGCGCGUCCCUAUCUGGUCCUGCCUCUUCCAGUGUUGUGGCUGCAGCAUCCUCUGCUUCAGAGAUUGAUGCAGGCACCAGCUCCAACCCAGCACUGGAUGCCUCCAGCUCGGUGUCCCUUGGACCUGAUGGACCCAAGUUACCUGGUGCCAGCACCUUGCCUGGGGCUGAUGAUGGAGCAGAGACAGCAGCAAGUCCCAACCUUGGUGCUGAGACCCUGUCCCUUGGAGGGUCGGAGCCACAGGGGACGCUGGCCCCAGGUGCCAGCACCCUGCCUGGGCCCGAGAAUGGAGCAGAGACAGCAGCAAGUCCCAACCUUGGUGCUGAGACCCUGUCCUUUGGCGGUUCAGAGCCGCAGGGGACAAGACUGAUGGAGCAGGACCCAUCCCAGAAGGAGCUUCUGGCCCUGAUGGUCUUUCUCAGGAGGCUUUUCAUCAUCUGGGACAGCCAGCGUGACUAUGGAGGGGACAGGCCUUCCCGACGCCAGUGGAGGAGCCGGUGGUUCGAACACAGCUGUUUCUGGCCCAGGGGCUUCAGCCCCGUGGCCACUGUCCCAGCCUCACAAGCCUCGCUUCGCAAGGUGAUCCCCAAGCCAGGAGUGAACGGGGCAGCUGCUCUGCUCCCCCAGGGGUCAUCCAACGUGGUUCCAGCUCCGCUGGGGGGUCCCGUGGCCCCCGCCGUCCCGCUGCCUGUGACUGCAGCGGUGCCCCUCUACUCAUACGGAACAAGGGAAAAUGAUCGCGAGUAUGUGGAAAGACGAGUGGACUUCAAUUCACCACUUUUCAAGCCUGAGACCGGAUUCCCCUUUGGGAAAGCCCUGCGUGAUUCUCUCUACUUCACAGACAACGGACAAAUCAUCUUCCCAGCCUCAGACAAGAACCUCUUCCCAUUCUCCAGCCCACCUCCCGGUGGGUUUAAUGGCCGCGAGAAGGUUCCCAUGAUCGCCGUGUUUUGGGACGAUGCUGACUUCUCCAGAGGGGUUGGCACCACGUUCUACCAGGAGUUCUUCACCCUGAACUCUGCCAAACCUCCCUUUGUCCUUGAUGUGGAAGCCAAGAUUCGACGGUACAUGAAAACUUCAUACUCGGCGGUGUGGACCCUGAAGAUCACCUGGGAGAAGGCUCCUGCCCACACAGCGCGGACAGACACCAGGAGGACAAGCACAUACCAGGCUGUGCUCACCACUGACGGCUUCAGAUCCUACCUCCUGAUCCUGUACCAAGACGGAGGCAUGAGAUGGGAUUACGGCCAGCUUGCUGCUACAAAUGUGCUUAUCGGCUAUUCCAGGUAG
Molecule: messenger RNA, 1938 nt
Organism: Tinamus guttatus (white-throated tinamou)
Lineage: Eukaryota; Metazoa; Chordata; Aves; Tinamiformes; Tinamidae
Source: RefSeq, a predicted model, not a curated record